GACGUCAGUUUGUCAGGAAACGUCCUCUGUGCGAGUGUAAGUUUGAGGAUGCCUCGGAUCCGGAUCAAGACUCUGCGCGCGGUGAUCGAGGAGCAGCUGUCGGCCGCCUCGGCGGAGAUUUUCCGGCUGCUGACGGAACGAAGGAGCAGCGAGGCGGAGGUGCUGAAGGAGCUGGUUACCGAGCGGCUCUCUGCCGCCGUGGAGCUCAUCUUCACAGCCUUCCGCCGGAUCCGAGACCAACCCGAACCUGAACCUCACGACGCAGAGUUCUGCCUGUCGGUCGGCAUCACAAACGAAAGCCAAACACAGCAGAAACUUGCUGCAGAUGAAUCACAGAAUGAACCACCGGAGGGUGUGUGUGAUUCAGAUCUCUGGCCCUCCUCUGCGGACGGUCCCGUCGGUGACAGUGAAGGUGGGAACGGCAUCAAAGCUGCAAGCCGCCAUUGCUGCGGAGUGUGUGGAAAGUGCUUCGACAGAAAAGGCUUCUUACUGAAGCACGUGGAGAAGCAUUUGAAGGAGUCGGACCAUGUGUGUGGGUUUUGUGGUGAACAUUUGGAUUCUGUUGACAGUCUGAAGACCCACCUUCAAAGCCACAGAGAGAGCAGCCGCACCUGCAGUGUGUGCGGCAAAAAGUUUCCCUCCAUUCGUGCCCAGGAGACACACCUGAGGCUUCACACUGGAGAAAAACCUUUCAGCUGCCACGUGUGCGGCAAAAGCUUCAGCCAGAAAGGAAACAUGGUGACACACAUGAGGAUCCACACGUCGGAGAAACCGUUUGAGUGCACUGUGUGCCACAAGGACUUCAGCCACACCGCAUCCUUAGAGCGACACAUGAGGGCUCAUGGUAGCCACAGCGCCUUCAGCUGCACCGACUGCGGGAAAAGCUUCGCCAAGAGUGCCGAGGUGAAGCGACACAUCCAGAUCCACAGUCCCAAGUCCAAAGACAAACCAGUCCUCAAGCAAAGAUCCAAGACUGUGAGUCUGACACCCUCACACUGCUGCAAGGUGUGUGGAAGUGCCUUUCACAAUAAAGGCAACUUUGUCCGACACGUGGAGACUCAUGUGAAUGAUCUAGAACAUCGCUGCGGCGUCUGUGGCGAGCAGUCUGAAUCCGUUGACAGUCUACACAUCCACAUCCAGAACCACAGAGAAAUAAGCCACGUGUGUGACAUCUGUGGCGUCAGUUUUCGUGACAUGGAGAUCCACAUGAGGACGCAUUCUGGCCAGAAACCGUUCAGCUGCAAAGACUGCGGCAAACACUUCCCCAGAAAAGGCUCACUGGAGAGACACGAGAAGCUCCAUGCCGACGAGAGGCCAUUUAUUUGUGAAUUCUGCGGCAAAACAUUUGUUGAAAACGCUGUCCUGAAAAGACACAUCAAGAACCACUUGGGCGGGAAAUCACGGAUUUAUUCCUGCGACGUGUGCAGCAAGACGUUCACCAUGAGCCAACAUCUGGACGUCCACAAGAGGAUCCACACAGGAGAGAAACCGUACACCUGCAAGGAAUGCGGCAAGAACUUUCGUCAGAUCGGAAACCUGGAUUCUCACAUGAGGAUCCACACUGGAGAGAAACCGUUCAUCUGCAGCCUGUGCGGGAAACGAUUCCGCCAGAAGAUCUCAUUGGAGACUCAUGAGAGGUUCCACAAGAAGGAGAAGCUGUUCAGCUGCCAGUUGUGUGAGAAAGGCUUUGUGCAGAAGAUCGACCUGAAGAGACACAUGCUGACGCACACGGGCGAGAAACCGUACCGCUGCAGCAUGUGCGGGAAAAGCUACCAGGAGAAACGAUCGUUGGACUCGCACAAGAAGGUGCACAGCAGAGAGACUGCUGCCAAAGAUCAGAAUUCAAACGCCCCAGGAAACGACUGCGUCCAGCCAAACCUCAUCAGCCUAUAACUUCUAUGGGAUAGAACAUUUAGUAACAUAAGCCCCGCCCCUUUCAUCUGUUCUACAAUAAAAACUGAGCAAUUAAA
Thalassophryne amazonica is the source of this 1970-nucleotide messenger RNA. Its product is annotated as gastrula zinc finger protein XlCGF57.1-like. Lineage: Eukaryota; Metazoa; Chordata; Actinopteri; Batrachoidiformes; Batrachoididae. The coding region runs from base 49 to 1893 and encodes 614 amino acids. The transcript is spliced from 2 exons. The record is from RefSeq and is a predicted model, not a curated record.